AAAUUAAAAAAAAUAUCAUCUUCAAGUACUCAGCCUACUAAGUACACAAAACCAGAGCCUCAGCUAAUAUAAACCCUUCACAUAAGCAGUUCACAGAUAUUGAGGAUUUCUGCUCCAGGAUCAACGGAGCUGAAUAUAACCAUUAUACUUUUUCAUCUCCCUCUUUCGUCGCUGUUCUUUACUUUCUGUUCUUCCCUGAGGACUGAUACUAAAGCAAUUGGCUCACUGGGUCAGCGUGCAGCAGUCACAGGAAUUCAGGGCUUUUCUCAGCAAAGGAAGAACAAGAGACUUUGGAGUUAUUUACGAGACUUUGGAGUUAUUUACAAAUGAAGUGUUAAAUUACUAAUCACUAAUUUAAUGGAAGGAAGAGGACAACAUACCACUGUCUGUCUUUUUGCUUCCGCUGGUAGCUCCCAGUGCUGCUGUGACUGUGCCUUAGGUCUCCAAGGCUUACCUGCUCCAGAGAGGCAGAACUCUGUUCAAUUCAGCCAAGCUAGGGCAGUGAAGGGUAAAUGGAAGUGAGGCCAGUAUGGUUUCCUGAGCUCUCCUUUCUUUUUUCCUAUUGCACCCAUCCCUUCUCAACAAUACCAUUCAUAAAUGGGAAACACUCCAUCUUGGAAUUAAUUCUCUUUUCUGGUACUGUCCAAAGGCAUUGGAAAGCUGUUCCAAAGUUUGACUAAUCUAUUGGUUAGGAAACAUGAAAUGAAAGGCAUUUAAGCUAGCAAAAUAUCAUUGGAAUUAAAGGGGGACUGAAAAUGCCUAUUGUGUCACUUGAGUUUGCUGCCAAAAUCAAGUCCCUAUUUAGUAGGCAUCAACCCAGAUGGUACGCAACUUAUAGUAACUAUUGCUUCUCUAAACAGAGUUUAGCAAUUGAUACUACAUCUCAUUUAAGUUCUUUCAGACGUCUUAAAUAUAACUGCGGGACCUGGAAGCAUUUCUCCUGCUUCGCUCAUUGCUUGAAGACACCCGACCACGCGCGGAACCGACUGCCAUGUGGCGUUAGCACAAACCAGCGGUGUCACGGGAGCAAAACGCUGCGAUGGGGUCGGCUGCCGGUCAGGCGGCACGGCCGAGGGAGCCCUUUAGGAAGGCGUCCUCUCCUGAGGACGAAGGCACGAAGGGACCCCAGCGAACCGCGCAACACGGCGCCAGGCGGGCCGCGCUGCCGGAGGAAGGCGGCGCUUGGCCGGGGCGCCCCGCCCGGCCCGGGAAGUGAAAGCGAAAUGCGCAGCGGGCGGGGCGGGGUUUGCGCGGUGUCACUGCCGUCCCGCUCGCCGCGCCGAUGUCCCACGGGCCGAGAAGGGGACGGGAGGAGGGGGAGGACGGAGCGGCGAGGGGCAGCCAGGCGCGGCACGGCAGCCUCCACGAGUCCGCGGGCGGCGGCGGCAGGAGCCAGGGCCGGCACGAGAGGAAGAGGAAGAAGCAGGAGGCGCAGCAGCUGCAGAAGCUCCAGCACCUGGAGUCCUUCUACGAGAAGCCUCCCCCAGGGCUAAUUAAGGAGGAGGAAACAAAACCAGAAGACUGCAUACCUGACGUACCAGGCAAUGAAAGUGCACGAGAAUUCCUGGCACAUGCCCCAACAAAAGGGCUUUGGAUGCCUUUGGGAAAAGAAGUCAAAGUUAUGCAGUGUUGGAGGUGUAAACGCUACGGACACAGAACAGGGGAUAAAGAAUGCCCGUUCUUUAUUAAAGGCAAUCAGAAACUGGAACAAUUUAGAGUAGCACAUGAAGAUCCAAUGUAUGAUAUAAUAAGGGAAACGAAACGUCAUGAAAAAGAAAUGAGGAUACAGCAGUUGAAGCAGCUCCUUGAGGAUUCCACCUCAGAUGAUGAUAGCAGUGAUGACAGUGAUGAAGAUGAUGAUGAAGAUAGCAGCAGCUCCACUUCCUCGGAUAAACACAAGAAAAAAAAGAGAAAGAAGGAAAAGAAAAAAAAAGAAAAGAAAAAGAAGAAGAAGAGAAAGCAUAAAUAAUCUAAAUCUAAUGAGAAUGACUGAUAGCAGUCACCUACUGUAUGCUCGUUGACCUCCCUUUCCCCUACUUGUGAACUGCCUGGAAAGAUCCAAAGAAUUAGGAAGAAACUACCAAAAGGGGCUUUUUAAAACUGAGACAUACAGGUGUAUACAUGUAGCAUCCUUCACUGGCUCUUUUUUCUACCCCUCUGCAGUGCUGCAGCCAGAAAAAGGAGAGCUGCACUGAACGAUACACAAUCAUAUAUAUCUUUUUUUACCAUAAAACUUGUGCAAAGCAUCAUCCAACUUGGUCACAUUGCUAUGUGACUACCAGCAGAAAGCCAUCACUACCAUGGUGGUCAGCAGACUGUCUCCUGAAGCAUGUUUUCACCACACAGUCAUUUAAUUAUAUACAAAGCCUCGCUGCAAGGGGGCUGCAGUUUGCAUUGCAUUGGCAGUUCACUUACAGUAAGGUACUCUAUUUCUUUUUCUGCCUGUGUUUUGAAGUCCACUGUACUUCACUUGCAGCUGGGGAAGUAAUGAGCACUGCUGAAGGGGGAAAAAAUGUCAAUCAAGGGGAAUUGGAGACAAAACCAGAGUGAGGGUUUUUUUUGUUAGCAACAACUCAAUGUGAUUGCAGUAGACACAGUUCUAUAAUGCCUAGAGUAUUCCCUAACCUGUAAGACUGUGAGCCAGCUGUGAUGAUGCUAGAUGCCUAUUUUACCAUUAGAGGGUUUUUUGAUUAUUUAAAAAAGGGAGUGGUGGUUCAUGCUGGAAAUGAGAAAAAUGCAUUUCUACACAUACUUCAGUAUCAGUUGUUUUGGUACAUUUGAUUUUUUUUCCUUUUAAAAAGGCUUGAGGAAGUGAAUUCCAACUUAAGUUGUAUGUUUACUAGAACUAUUUCAUGUAGUAAUAUUAAAUGACUCAUCCCACAAGAAUAUAAACAUCUAAGGAAGUUUCCAAACGUGUGCUUGUAAGCUACAGAACGGUAGCAAAGAACAUGUAAGCAGGAAGAAGGAAAGAGGUGUACUCUAAUGAUGUUAUACACUGACUGCAAGUUCUUUCUUUUAAACGAUGUUCCAAGAUAAACUUGAUUGGAACAACUGAGAUUGUGAUAAGCUGUUAGAGUAAACUCUCUCUUUUUCAAAGUGUACAGCAGUACAAAGCCGUGACUUGAAGACCUAAAUAUUCAUUGGUGCUCUGGAAAAGAAAAAAUAGAAUUGCUCUGAAAGGAGUAGGUCAUAUCUGAUCUCAUUCAGAACUUAGUCUCUGUAUUUAUGCUUAUAUUAAAUUACAAUGAACAUCAGUAACCAGUGCCAGCAAAAUCAAGAUACCAUAUGCUCAAGUGCACUUAAGUUUUUUGGUAGCGUGCUUGUUUUUUCCUUCUUCACCUGAGGCUUUGGAAGAGAGACAGGAAAGUAUGCAUUAAAAAGUGUGUUUCUUCGC
Phasianus colchicus (ring-necked pheasant) is the source of this 3394-nucleotide messenger RNA. RefSeq names its product RP9 pre-mRNA splicing factor (gene RP9). The record is from RefSeq and is a predicted model, not a curated record. Gene Ontology annotation, biological process: RNA splicing. Lineage: Eukaryota; Metazoa; Chordata; Aves; Galliformes; Phasianidae.